AUGUAUCCCUCCUCCUCCUCCUCUUCCUCCUCCUCUCACUCCCUCACCCACGCCGGAACAGGCCUCACGCGCUACGGCUCCGCUCCGGGCUCUCUCCUCACCACCACCGUCGAUGCACUCAUCGGGGGAUCACGCCCCACACCCACCCCUUACUAUUCCGGAGGAGACUCCUCCGACUCAACCUGCAAAGACCAAACAUCGUAUCACAACCACGCCUUAGGAUCCGCCUUGCUCCGUCAGAAAAGCUCUCCCGCCGGCUUCCUCUCCCAUCUCGCCUCCACCACCACCACCACCACCACCACCACCACCACCAAUCACAACCACAACCACAACCACAAUGCAGCGGGGUUCACCAUCACACGGGGUUCUCGGUUGAAGUCCCAGUUGAGCUUCACGGGUCACUGCCAAGACUCUCUUUGUGGCGCCGAUAACACUAACAAUGUGGUACUUGCUGAUCAUACCACCUUCGGAAUCGAGCCCUGGGACAGUUCUCAUUCUCAUUCUCAUUCUCACUCCAAUUCCAUCGCCUUUUCCGCUCCCCCAGCCAAGCGCUCCAAAAAUACCAACUCCGACGAUCAGGACAUUCUCCAUUGCCUCAAUGCCUUGGAAUCUCAGUUUAGUCUUCCACAAACCUCUCUCGAAAUGGCAACGGUUGAGAAGCUCUUGCACAUUCCCGAAGACUCCGUCCCUUGUAAAAUCCGUGCUAAGCGAGGCUGUGCUACUCAUCCCCGCAGCAUUGCCGAGCGGGAGAGAAGAACCAGAAUAAGUGGAAAGCUCAAGAAAUUACAGGACCUUGUACCGAAUAUGGAUAAGCAAACAAGCUAUGCAGACAUGCUCGAUCUGGCCGUUCAACAUAUUAAAGGUCUUCAAACUCAGGUUCAGAAAACUCGACAUCAUAAGAGAAACUUCGUUUUAAACCUGAUCUUACACAACCACAAACUCUCUUCGCCCAAAAAAUUUGACUAG
Messenger RNA from Sphenostylis stenocarpa, 966 nucleotides. NCBI's taxonomy places the organism in Eukaryota, Viridiplantae, Streptophyta, Magnoliopsida, Fabales, Fabaceae. The record is from the annotation of a GenBank genome assembly.